Messenger RNA from Amphimedon queenslandica, 1247 nucleotides. RefSeq names its product collagen alpha-5(VI) chain-like. NCBI's taxonomy places the organism in Eukaryota, Metazoa, Porifera, Demospongiae, Haplosclerida, Niphatidae. The transcript has 5 exons. The annotation marks the transcript as partial. The record is from RefSeq and is a predicted model, not a curated record.
ACUCUCAUCUCAUCUCCUUUCUUCUUUUUUAUUGUUUUUCUUACUUUAUAGGCUGCAGCUAAUAUCAUAAGAUGAUUUCUGGUUUUUCCACUAUUGCUGCUGCAGUUGUCAUUCUAUUGUGCAUCACUGAUCAAUGCACAGCUCAAAAUACUAACUGCUCUGCUCUGGCCACUGAUGGUGACUGCAAUUUUUAUGAUUGCUUGAGUACUAAAUUCCGUUGCGAUGGCAAGGAUUAUCCUCUUCGCCGUGGUAAACCUGACUGUCAGAAAUACAUGAGCGAAUCAAGUUGCUUCACAAAAUCAGGUCAAGCAUGGCUUUCUAGGGUUCGUAGAUGCUUGAUGCAGGCUAUUGUUAGCAGUUCUCUCUAUAAUAAUGAAAGUGCUACUUGUGAUGAUUUGGCAAAAUUUGCAAUUGGAAGUCGUCCUAAAUGUUACAUCGAUAAUGGGUUCUGUACAAGUAUUUUUUUAUCACUUCAAUGUCAGAACCUUAAUUGUAUUCAAAAUAGAAUUUAUCCUGGUAGAAGAAGUUGGAGUAGACAGUCAAGAGCUCAGAUUAUAGAGACAACUGAGUCUUGCCCUUCCCAGAUUUCUACAUUCCUUACUGAUGCACCGCAGCAGUGCAAUUUGGAUAGUCCAGACAGUGCUCUUCCAGCCGUCAUACAUGAUCAUUUAGAUUGUACUGCAAGGGCUUUCGAUUUUAUGAUCUUAUUGGAUGCAUCUGGAAGUGUUGGGGCUGAUAACUUUGAGAUAAUGAAAAACUUUGUUGCAAACAUGCUGUCUAACUUUACCAUUGGACCAGAUGACACUCGUGUUGGAGUCAUUAGUUUUGCUAGUAGUCCAUCAAUUGUUAUCCCAUUGGGUUCCAUUAAUACUUAUUCACAAUUGGCUACUGCUAUUAGAGGUAUAUCAUACACUCAAGGAGGCACAAACACUGCUGGAGCAUUGGAUUUACUAAGCACAGCAUUUGCUACUGCUCGUGUUAGUGAAGGUAUCUCUCGUGUAGCUGCCGUUUUUACUGAUGGAAUGUCAAAUGAUGCUGCAGCAACAGUACAAUCUGCUCAAGCUGUCCAUAAUGACAAGAUUACUGUUUUCUCUUUUGGUAUUGGAACUGGUGUCAGUAAUGCAGAGUUAGUUGCCAUUGCUUCAGAUGGUCAACAAGGUGUUUUUACUAUCAGUGGUUUUUCAUCUAAUACUUUUCAGGCUGUAUUGACACAAUUACAACUAUCAACAUGUUUAACCCCUACAUCA